Musa acuminata AAA Group (dessert banana) is the source of this 1842-nucleotide messenger RNA. RefSeq names its product 3-isopropylmalate dehydratase large subunit, chloroplastic. Gene Ontology annotation, biological process: amino acid biosynthetic process. The record is from RefSeq and is a predicted model, not a curated record. Bases 113 to 1636 code for a protein of 507 amino acids. Gene Ontology annotation, molecular function: 3-isopropylmalate dehydratase activity; 4 iron, 4 sulfur cluster binding. The transcript is spliced from 16 exons. NCBI's taxonomy places the organism in Eukaryota, Viridiplantae, Streptophyta, Magnoliopsida, Zingiberales, Musaceae.
GCGGCGGAGCAACGAGCUCGACUCCUCCUCCUCCCCGAGUCAUCUCAUCUCCCCUAGAGGGUGGAUUCGUUUCCUCGAUCGCAAGUCGUUAAGAAAGAUUUGGUCUUUGCUGAUGGCGUCGCCGCUCAUGGCUUCGUGCUCAUCGAUCUUCGGCGCAAAGAGCGGAUCGAGCUUCGCCUCGUGUUUUUCGCCUUCGAUUAGAGCACAUAGCCUCCGAAAGCAUGCUUUGAACAAGGUCCUCGCAGUCAUGGCGCCCGCGCGAUCUCCCCGCUCUCCGUCGUCCACUGGAUCAGUGAAGCAUGCGAUGACAAUGACGGAGAAGAUUCUCGCACGAGCAUCAGAGAAGUCUCAUCCGGAGCCUGGAGAGAAUAUCUGGGUGAAUGUUGAUGUCUUGAUGACUCAUGAUGUCUGUGGCCCCGGGACUAUUGGGAUCUUUAAGAAAGAGUUUGGCAAGAAUGCAAAGGUUUGGGAUCGUGAGAAGAUUGUUAUAAUACCAGAUCACUACAUUUUUACUAGUGAUGAACGUGCAAACCGGAAUGUGGAUAUUUUGAGAGACUUUUGUUUGGAGCAGAACAUUAAGUAUUUUUAUGAUAUCAAGGAUCUUGGUGAUUUCAGGGCCAAUCCAGAUUACAAGGGUGUAUGCCACAUUGCGCUGGCACAAGAAGGCCAUUGCAGACCUGGAGAGGUUUUACUUGGCACAGACUCACACACAUGUACUGCUGGUGCUUUUGGGCAAUUUGCUACUGGAAUUGGCAACACUGAUGCAGGUUUUGUAAUGGGAACAGGGAAGAUUUUAUUGAAGGUUCCUCCUACCCUAAGGUUUAUACUAGAUGGAGAAAUGCCGAACUAUUUGCUUGCCAAAGAUUUAAUUUUGCAAAUUAUUGGUGAAAUAACUGUUGCUGGUGCAACAUAUAAAUCCAUGGAAUUCGUUGGCUCUACUAUUGAAGGACUAAAUAUGGAGGAGAGGAUGACCUUAUGCAACAUGGUUGUUGAAGCUGGGGGAAAAAAUGGGGUUGUUCCUGCUGAUGAAACUACAUUCAAGUACCUUGAGGAUAAAAAUUCCAAGAAUUUUGAGCCAGUGUAUAGUGAUGAUAAUGCCAGAUUUAUUCAAGAAUAUAGAAUUGAUGUGUCCAAGUUGGAACCACUGGUUGCAAAGCCACAUUCUCCUGAUAAUCGUGCUCUAGCAAGAGAGUGCAAGGAUGUCAAAAUUGACAGGGUCUACAUAGGCUCUUGUACUGGCGGAAAGACGGAGGAUUUUUUUGCUUCUGCAAAGGUGUUCCUAGCUUCGGGGAAAAAGGUUAAAGUUCCCACUUUUCUUGUUCCUGCCACACAAAAGGUAUGGAUGGAUAUAUAUAGCCUCCCGGUACCAGGAUCAGGUGGGAAGACCUGUUCUCAGAUAUUCGAGGAGGCUGGUUGUGAUGUUCCAGCUAGCCCUAGUUGUGGGGCUUGCUUGGGCGGCCCUCGCGACACUUAUGCGCGGAUGAACGAGCCACAGGUGUGUGUUUCCACCACAAACAGGAACUUUCCUGGCAGAAUGGGUCACAGAGAAGGCCAAAUAUAUUUGGCUUCACCAUAUACUGCAGCUGCUUCAGCUUUGACAGGAUAUGUUGCUGAUCCCAGGGACUUUCUCCUGUAAAAGGAAUGAUAUCGUUUGUUUGUUUGUUUCCAUCAUCAUAGAGUCUGUUUGAUGAUAUAUCAUGUGGUGUCUCAUCCAGUAUGUAACAUUAGAGAAACAAGUAUUUUGAACAGAGCAAUCAUGGAAGUCAUGACAGUCACCUCUACAUUUAUGUGAAGUCAAUGAUUUUGCUAUUUAUGCCUCCAAAUUUAUGUUUCAUUUUCUUA